Callithrix jacchus (white-tufted-ear marmoset) is the source of this 4614-nucleotide messenger RNA. RefSeq names its product tyrosine kinase 2 (gene TYK2). Gene Ontology annotation, molecular function: ATP binding; growth hormone receptor binding; non-membrane spanning protein tyrosine kinase activity. NCBI's taxonomy places the organism in Eukaryota, Metazoa, Chordata, Mammalia, Primates, Cebidae. The record is from RefSeq and is a predicted model, not a curated record. Gene Ontology annotation, cellular component: cytoskeleton; cytosol; membrane. Gene Ontology annotation, biological process: growth hormone receptor signaling pathway via JAK-STAT; cell differentiation; cytokine-mediated signaling pathway.
CACCGCGUGACAGCCAAUAGCAGAAGCGAAAGCGCAUCCGGGUGCUGAAGCAGCCAAUUGUGGCUGAGCGACGAGUGAGCCCGAGAACCAAUCAGAGCGCCGCUGCCAUGGCCAAAAAAAAAAAACCAAAAAACUUCCAAUGGUGACUACAGGGAGAACCGGGCAGCUGCCAAUGGGCGUGCGCGUUUCAGACGGCCAAUGGGAGGAGGCGUCUCGGUGGGCAACAAGUAGAGGCUGCCCGCGGGGGCGGGGCGGGGUCCGGGUUCGUGCCUGAGUCCCCCCCGGAAGGGUGAGUCCGGACGCAAGUGCGGAAGGGGCGCGGCCUGAGGUCUGCAGGAAGGAGACGCGGGGACUGGCAGCGCUUGACAGGCUGAACUUGGAUGGCAGCACCUGGUGCCUCGGGACUGCUCCAAUGCCCGCUGGGUCCGGGUCCAGUGGAGAUGAGCAGCAAGGAGGAAGAAGGCUCCCGAAAAGCCCCAUCCCCAGGAUCUCACCUGAAACAUGAAUAGGUCUACGCUGAAUGUGGAAUAUGUGGAACUACAAUGAAACAUCACAACCAUCUUUUGAUGACCCUGAGGAUCUCCCUUUUCCAGAUGGGGAAACUGAGGCCCGGAAUCGCUAAGUGGCUUGCUUGAGUUGACACAGGGAGCUCCAGGAUUCGCCCUCAGCCGAGCCACCGGCCGGGAACAUGCCUCUGCGCCAUCGGGGAACAGCCAAGGGCGGCAAGCCUGUUGGGGAUGGAGCCCAGCCCGUGGCUACCAUGGGAGGCCUGAAGGUGCUUCUGCACUGGGCUGGUCCAGGCGGCGGGGACCCCUGGGUCAUCUUCAGCAAGUCAUCGCUGACAGCUGAGGAAGUCUGCAUUCACAUCGCGCAUAAACUCGGUAUCACUCCUCCCUGUUUCAAUCUCUUCGCCCUCUUUGAUGCCCAGGCCCAAGUCUGGUUGCCCCCAAACCACAUCCUAGAGAUCCCCAGAGACGCAGGCCUGAUGCUGUAUUUCCGCAUGAGGUUUUAUUUCCGGAAUUGGCAUGGCAUGAAUCCUCAGGAGCCAGCUGUGUACCGCUGUGGGCCCCCAGGAGCUGAGGCAUCCUCAGAUCAGACAGCACAAGGGAUGCAACUCCUGGACCCAGCCUCAUUUGAAUACCUCUUUGAGCAGGGCAAGCAUGAGUUUGUGAAUGAUGUGGCAUCACUGUGGGAGCUGUCGAGCGAGGAGGAGAUCCACCACUUUAAGAAUGAGAGCCUGGGCAUGGCCUUUCUGCACCUCUGUCACCUCGCCCUCCACCAUGGCGUCCCCCUGGAGGAGGUGGCCAAGAAGACCAGCAGAGGGAACAGUGUCAUACAAAGGCCCCGGGGCAGAAGGCAGCAGAGGCCUCUUUACAGCUUCAAGGACUGCAUCCCGCACUCCUUCCGUCGGCAGAUCCGGCAGCACAACGCCCUGACCCGGCUACGCCUUCGGAACGUCUUCCGCAGGUUCCUGCGGGACUUCCAGCCAGGCUGCCUCUCCCAGCAAAUGGUCAUGGUCAAAUACCUGGCCACACUCGAGCGGCUGGCACCCCGCUUUGGCACAGAGCAUAUGCCCGUGUGCCACCUGAGGCUGCUGGACCAGGCUGAGGGGGAGCCCUGCUACAUACGGGACAGUGGGGAGGCCCCUACAGACCCUGGCCCUGAGUCUGCUGCUGGGCCCCCCACCCACGAGGUGCUGGUGACAGGCACUGGUGGCAUCCAGUGGUGGCCAGUACAGGAGGAGGUGAGCAAGGAGGAGGGUUCUAUCAGGGGCAGCGGCAGCAAUCUCCAAGCCAGCCUGUCUGGGAAGAAAGCCAAGGCUCACAAGGCAAUCGCCCAGCCGGCGGACAAGCCGAGGGAGCCGCCUCGGGUCUACUUCUGUGACUUCCGGGACAUCACCCAUGUGGUGCUGAAAGAGCGCCGUGUCAGCAUCCACCGGCAGGACAACAAGUGCCUGGAGCUGAGCCUGCCUUCUCGGGCUAUGGCGCUGUCCUUCGUGUCACUGGUGGACGGCUAUUUCCGCCUGACAGCCGACUCCAGCCACUACCUGUGCCACGAGGUGGCUCCCCCACGGCUGGUGAUGAGCAUCCAGGACGGGAUCCAUGGACCCCUGCUGGAGCCAUUUGUGCAGGCCAAGCUGCGGACCGAGGAUGGCCUGUACCUCAUUCACUGGAGCACCAGCCACCCCUAUCGCCUGAUCCUCACGGUGGCCCAGCGUAGCCAGGCACCAGAUGGCACGCAGAGCUUGCAGCUCCGGAAGUUCCCCAUUGAGCAGCAGGCUGGGGCCUUCAUACUGGAGGGCUGGGGCCGGUCCUUCUCCAGUGUUCGGGAACUUGGGGCUGCUUUGCGGGGCUGCUCACUGAAAGUAGGGGAUGACUGCUUCUCUCUGCGUCGCUGUUGCCUGCCCCAACCAGGAGAAACCUCCAACCUCAUCAUCAUGCGGGGGGCUCUGGCCAGCACCAGGCCACUCAACCUCAGCCAGCUCAGCUUCCACCGGGUCAACCAGAAGGAGAUCACCCAGCUGUCCCACUUGGGUCAGGGUACAAGGACCAAUGUGUAUGAGGGCUGCCUACGAGUGGAGGGCAGUGGGGGCCCUGAGGAGGGCAAGAUGGACGACGAGUUCCCCCCCGGGCCCAGCAGGGACUGUGGGCAGGAGCUGCGAGUGGUCCUUAAAGUGCUGGAUCCUAGUCACCAUGACAUUGCCCUGGCCUUCUAUGAGACAGCCAGCCUCAUGAGCCAGGUCUCCCAUGUGCACCUGGCCUUCGUGCAUGGCGUCUGUGUGCGCGGCCCUGAAAAUAUCAUGGUGACAGAGUACGUGGAGCACGGGCCCCUGGACGUGUGGCUGCGGAGGGAGCGGGGCUGUGUGCCCAUGGCUUGGAAGAUGGUGGUGGCCCAGCAGCUGGCCAGCGCCCUCAGCUACCUGGAGAACAAGAACCUGGUUCACGGUAAUGUGUGUGGCCGGAACAUCCUGCUGGCACGUCUGGGGCUGGAGGAGGGCACCAGCCCCUUCAUCAAGCUGAGUGAUCCCGGCGUGGGCCUGGGCGCCCUCUCCAGGGAGGAGCGCGUGGAACGGAUCCCCUGGAUGGCCCCUGAGUGCUUGCCAGGCGGGCCCAAUAGCCUAGGCACUGCCACGGACAAGUGGGGCUUUGGUGCCACCCUCCUCGAGAUCUGCUCUGAUGGAGAGGCCCCCCUUCAGAGUCGCAGCCCCUCCGAGAAAGAGCGUUUCUACCAGAGGCAGCACCGGCUGCCCCAGCCCUCCUGCCCAGAGCUGGCCACACUCACUGGCCAGUGUCUGACCUAUGAGCCAACCCAGAGGCCAUCAUUCCGCACUAUCCUGCGUGACCUCACCCGGCUGCAACCCUACACUCUUCCAGAUCUUGCUGAUGUCUUGACUGUGAACCUGGACUCACCUGCGUCAGACCCUACUGUUUUCCACAAGCGCUAUUUGAAAAAGAUCCGAGAUCUGGGCGAGGGCCACUUCGGUAAGGUCAGCUUGUAUUGCUACGAUCCGACCAACGAUGGCACUGGCGAGAUGGUGGCGGUGAAAGCCCUCAAGGCAGACUGCGGCCCCCAGCACCGCUCAGGCUGGAAGCAGGAGAUUGACAUUCUGCGCACGCUCUACCACGAGCACAUCGUCAAGUACAAGGGCUGCAGCGAGGACCAAGGCGAGAAGUCGGUGCAACUGGUCAUGGAGUACGUGCCACUGGGCAGCCUCCGAGACUACCUGCCCCGGCACAGCGUCGGGCUGGCCCAGCUGCUGCUCUUCGCCCAGCAGAUCUGCGAGGGCAUGGCCUAUCUGCACGCGCAGCACUACAUCCACCGAGACCUAGCCGCGCGCAACGUGCUGCUGGACAACGACAGGCUGGUCAAGAUCGGGGACUUUGGCCUAGCCAAGGCCGUGCCCGAAGGCCACGAGUACUACCGUGUGCGCGAGGAUGGGGACAGCCCCGUGUUCUGGUAUGCCCCAGAAUGCCUGAAGGAGUAUAAAUUCUACUAUGCGUCCGAUGUCUGGUCCUUCGGGGUGACCCUGUAUGAGCUGCUGACGCACUGUGCCUCCAGCCAGAGCCCCCCCACGAAAUUCCUUGAGCUCAUAGGCAUCACCCAGGGUCAGGUGACAGUACUGAGACUCACUGAGUUGCUGGAACGAGGGGAGAGGCUGCCACGGCCCGACAAAUGUCCCUGUGAGGUCUAUCAACUCAUGAAGAACUGCUGGGAGAUGGAGGCAUCCUUCCGCCCAACCUUCCAGAACCUCAUACCCAUCCUGAAGACAGUCCAUGAGAAGUACCAAGGCCAGGCCCCUUCGGUGUUCAGUGUGUGCUAAGUCACAGUGGCAGCCCUGCCUGGGAGGAUUGGGCCAGGCAGCGGCCGCAGAGGGGGCCUCCUGCUCCUUACCCCAGGAGGAAGCCAGGAGGGCGAAGUCAUCAACCACACCCUGUGACUCACUCCUAUCUGGAGACCCCACCUCUGUGAACUGACUUUUCUUCCAUGGCCAUAAGUCUAACCAUGAUCUUGAGGGACCCAAGAUGUGUGGGGCACUAAUCCAGCCCCUGAAUCCCCAGCUCCCAAACUUCCCCACCAUUUCCACCGUCUGGUAAUAAACUCCUGUUUCCUCUG